This is a messenger RNA of Parasteatoda tepidariorum (common house spider), 2438 nucleotides long. RefSeq lists its product as uncharacterized. The record is from RefSeq and is a predicted model, not a curated record. NCBI's taxonomy places the organism in Eukaryota, Metazoa, Arthropoda, Arachnida, Araneae, Theridiidae. Gene Ontology annotation, biological process: regulation of transcription by RNA polymerase II; neuron differentiation; multicellular organism development. Gene Ontology annotation, cellular component: nucleus. Gene Ontology annotation, molecular function: DNA-binding transcription factor activity, RNA polymerase II-specific; RNA polymerase II cis-regulatory region sequence-specific DNA binding.
UCUUUGAAGUAAAAUAGAUCUUUUUUUAUCUCACUGCGAUUUGAAUGGACUGCGGUAGGCUAACGAUGUGUUAUCAGAAUAAAUGAUUUUAAAUCAAAUCAUAAGACCUCCCAUGGUAGGGAAUAUCAUUGAAAUAAUAAGCAAAUCACUUCUCUUUUUACAAGAACAAUAGCUGUGAAGGGAGUGGAAAUAUUAUCUUUACUACGCGCAUUUGUCGGAAGAGAGACCAUGUGAAAAAAUAAAAUAAAAAGAUUCAACCAGGUCGUCAGUCCACAUUUUUUUACAGUCCUCCUUGUGUCGUAUUAAAAGCCCGAGUUGUAAAAAGGAAUUCUGAGGUGGGCCGCCAUUCUCCGUGGGUGUCCGCCUCACGACUGCAAACAAACGAUCAGUUUAUAGUUAAAAACCAACAUUUUUUACUUUCCCUCUAUCAUUUGCUCACUGUUACAAUAGGAUCGGCAUGUGAACUCAUGAGGAAUUUCUCAUGCAUGACGUCACGAACGAAUGGGCGGAGUUUCGGAAGUGCUCUCGUCCUAUGAGCAAUAUUCAUCAAAUAGAAAACGAAACGAUCGAUGCAUGUCCACCACCCCAAACUCAGAAAAAUAAAACCAAAACAAACAAAAACAAAACAAAAAAAAGGCGGGAGAAGAGAACAUCGUAGUUUCGAAUAACAAGAUUCUUCGAGUCAACUCUGUUAAGAAAUCGUCUGCUACGAUUUAAGUUCUAUCCAAGUUACGGUUUUGUAAAAGGUUUCGAAUUGAUGCUUGGCGGAAUGGAUGUGGAAGGCGGUCGCCGCAUCGAACCGCCCUCCUCCCGUUGUGGGAGCGGCGGAAAUCUUCUAACUUUCUCCAUCGAAAGGAUAUUAGCGCCUGAUUUCGGGCCCAAGGCCGAUUUUAAACAAACCGGUAAUUUGCGGUAUCUCGGUUAUUCCCUUCCCGCAGUCACUAGUGAAAAGCUCCCGGUGAAAAAUUUCGAGAAGUCGUUUCUUCGUGAACAAUCGAAUGGUAUUCACAUUGAAGAGUCAGAAUUGAAAUUGCCUAGUUUUGAAUUUCACAAUCUUUUCAACUUUAAACCAUAUACGAUUCGCGAUGAUAGAUUUAUAGCCAAUGAAUCAUUCCUUAAAUCUAAUCCCAUCAAAGCGUGGGAAUAUUUAAGAAAUUAUUGUUCCUUUGACCGAAAAGAUUUGACAAAACUCUCCAGCAAAAUAGACCACAGUUCACACAUUAAUGUGCCUAAAGAUAUUGCUAAUAGUUUUAAAUUUCCAUCAUCAGAUGUUUCCUACAACAAAUGUUCAUAUUCACCAAAUGGAAAUUCACACUCGAGUCCGAUGGUACUUGAUGAAGCUUCUCUAAAGAGUAAUUCAGACACCAAAUGUGAAAAAGACUAUCUUCUCAAUGACUGUUCCUUAUCUCCCGCUUUAAACCUUAAAAAGCUAGGAAAUGAGGCAUUCAAUUGGCCGAGAGCUAUCUCGCCAAAAGACGAUUCAAUCUCAGACGAUAUUUAUGUCAAACUUCAUCAAACUACCGCAAAAUACUCACCUGCGGAUUCAAAGACAUUGAAACUAACACCUUGCAAAACACCCGAGUUAAAGCCCUCUUAUCACUAUACAGAUUAUUUUGAUCUAUCAUCUUCGCAAUCUUCAUCGGAAGAGAAUAAAUCCGAAUUGAUGAAACUUGAACUGAAACUAAGACACUCUUUCAACGAUACCUGUGAUACCCGAGGAUCUACGGUGAUUAGCGAUUCCAACAGGUGCUCUCCGAGAAGUAACAGCUGUUCGUCUUUUAAGUCAAGCCCCCCAGCAGUCCGAGAAAAUCACUUAAGACAAUGCGAUCUUGAGAAGACACCACCAAUAGAACAAUUAAAUGCAGCAGUCAAUGGAAAAUCGAUUAAAUCGGUACAGACGUCGCAGUCUGCUAAUAAUAGGUCCGUUAAUUGUGUUUCAAGCAGCAGCAAUGAAAAGACAAUAAACAUUGAAGAACCAAAGCUCCCCAGUAAUGAAACAACGAAACCUAGUGACUCUAGUGCAAUAGAAGGAAAGGAAAUUGACUUAGAUAAUGAAGAGGCUUGGCCUGUCUGGGUGUUCGCCACACGAUACAGUUGUCGACCUUCUUCCGGUCCUCGCUGUCGCAGGCUAAAGAAAAAAGAACGCAAUGACGAGAAACGAUGUCGAACAGCAUUUUCAGGCAGUCAACUUCUAAGGCUGAAACAAGAAUUCCUUGAGAAUCCAUACUUGAGUGAAAAAAGACGAGCUUCUUUAGCUCAGGACUUAAAAUUGACAGAAAGUCAAGUCAAAAUCUGGUUCCAGAAUCACAGAGCGAAACAAAAACGUGCCAGUGGACGCAAAAACCCUUUAGCGCUGAAAUUAAUGGCGCAUGGACUUUAUAAUCAUUCUACUGUAAAAUAGAUAUUGAUAAUGUCAUAAAAAUAUUGUGUAUUACGAA